UAAAAAUGCUAAUGCAAAUGUUCGCUCAAGUUUGGAUUAGCUAUAUAAACGGCAGAUUGUCAUUGGCAUCGUCAGUCAUUUGGAACCACCUAAAACCGUCCAGUCUUCAUAUUCGUGCAAAUUCAGGAACAAAAACAGAAGACCUAGUUACAAUGAAGUUGAUGCUGGCUUUGGCCGCCCUAAUGGGGCUAGGGCUGGGUGCUCCCAUGGGUCCUCAGACGAUUGUCUCUCCGAGCUCCGGGUCCCUCGUUGUGAUCCCUCUGUCGCCCGAGCAAUUGGCCGAGUUUUUUUCGAUCCUGGAUAACGAUCAGGGGGAAAAUGAAGGCACGAUCUAUGUCGACGAUGAAGAGGACGAGGAUGUUCAAAUUCCAGUGGAAGAGGACGGUGUUCAAGAAGUGCCCGAUAUGUCCAUGACUAAUUUGAUCCCUUCUCGAGAGAAGAGGAGUGCCGAUCCCGAGCCUUUCUUCUUCCGACGUCGGCGAAGAUUCAAUCGUCGACGAGGACGUUUCGGACCUCGACGUCGUUUCAGACGUCGACGAUUCUACCGCCACCAUUGAACACAGCAAGAAGGCUUGGGAUUGAAAAAAAAAAUGAUCGCUGUAUAAGCAUUGGAAAUGAUGUGAAGAAGCCAAUCUGAAUUGAUGGAAAUAUAUUAUCUAAUGAACAAGCAA
This is a messenger RNA of Tigriopus californicus, 671 nucleotides long. RefSeq lists its product as uncharacterized. The record is from RefSeq and is a predicted model, not a curated record. Lineage: Eukaryota; Metazoa; Arthropoda; Copepoda; Harpacticoida; Harpacticidae. Bases 6 to 557 code for a protein of 183 amino acids. The transcript has 3 exons.